This is a messenger RNA of Seminavis robusta, 750 nucleotides long. The record is from the annotation of a GenBank genome assembly. Lineage: Eukaryota; Bacillariophyta; Bacillariophyceae; Naviculales; Naviculaceae.
AUGGCGCCACGCUGUUUCUCAGUUCUUGCCCUUCAACCAGCAGCUCCCCGGCCACCAAUCCAUCACUCCAGUGCUGCCGCCAUUCCAGAUCCACCUCCUGUUGUGGAGCAAUUUGAGCCAUCUUUCUUAGACAACGUCUUGUUGGCAGCCUUUCGCUGGACUCUGCAGCAGCAGUCGAAUGGACCGCGAUCCGAUUUGCCAGGAUUUGAGGGCAUGGUGCAAGAAUUGAUAGAUUUCCGUCAGCUCUACGGUCUCGAUGAACAGGAGCGAGUUUCUUACCAAACCUUGCUUGCACUGGCCGGGCCUGUUCCAUUUGUGUAUCGACAGCUUUUUUCUUCCGGUGACUUCUCACCUGCAGUACUGGCGUGGUUUGCAAAACAUCUUUUGCCAUUUUUAGUUGGUGAAAUGGAACUGACCGAAAGAAGCCAAGAUGACGGUCGAACUGGAGGGGUCCUUGUUCACAGAUGUCGCGUGUUGGAAGGCACCAAUUGCAAGGGCGUGUGCGCCAAGAUGUGCAAACUGCCCACCCAGCGCUUCUUUGCCGAAGAAUGGGGUGUCCCUCUUUCCAUGACACCCAAUUUUGAAACGGGGCAAUGUCAGCUGGCCUUUGGAGUGGAACCCUUGGCACUUGAGGAUGACCCAACAAUGCCGUCUGGGUGUUUGACACGCUGCCCUGUCGGUGCCACGCCUCUGGCAUCCUCGCCGCACGAAACACAGCAACGAGCCCAUGAAACUGUAGAUACCUGCUGA